UCAUUUUCUGAAUACUCAAGACAUUUAUUUUAUUUCUAGGGUUCCAAGUUAAUAAAUGACCGACUUAUCCUGGAAUGGGACAUUCCUGCCAUGAAUGGAAUAAUUCAUAUUAUUGAGGGGCCUUUGAAAGCUCCACCUCCAUCAAUCUUGACCGUCUCUUCCCGCAAGACCCAGACAUCAAACACCACAGUCAUUUUCUCAGUUCUUCUUGUGUUUGUGUUGAUUUCGAUAGCUGGAGGGAUGAUCUACUGGUUGUUAAAACGCAGAAAUAACGGUUUCCAGUUUCAGUAUUUCAAGGAUAAUGAUGAAGAUGAAGCCGUGUCCUCUGGUACAAGAAAGAACCUGGCAAUGGUCUCAAUCCCAAAUCCCCUCUUUAGUGGCUUCAGUGUAUUUGCAGAUCCUUUUAAUGAAGCGGCAGAUGUCGACAACUCAGAAGCACAACACAUCCUUGAUUAACUGCCAUGAGAGCCAAUAGGAUGACCUUCCUGAUUGACAGUUUAUUGUCACCUUAUGCAAAUUCUCUGGAAUUUUGACACCUUAUUUGAAUUGAAGCAUACAUGGAGAGAGAAACAAUUCUCUGGUGUGUUGCAAAUAUUCUGUUCAGCUGGAGAGCAUCAGGCUGAAAUAGCAAGCACUACUUUAUAGACUUUAUGAUUCAUACUGUGAAUUUUUUUUCUGCAGAUGUUUUUAUUAUAAAGAAGUCAGAAUUACCCUAAAAGUAAAAAUAAAA
This is a messenger RNA of Erpetoichthys calabaricus (reedfish), 730 nucleotides long. RefSeq names its product stabilin-1-like. Lineage: Eukaryota; Metazoa; Chordata; Cladistia; Polypteriformes; Polypteridae. Bases 91 to 456 code for a protein of 121 amino acids. The transcript has 4 exons. The record is from RefSeq and is a predicted model, not a curated record.